Molecule: messenger RNA, 1540 nt
Organism: Exophiala mesophila
Lineage: Eukaryota; Fungi; Ascomycota; Eurotiomycetes; Chaetothyriales; Herpotrichiellaceae
Exons: 2
Coding region: 47-1369 (440 amino acids)
Biological process (GO): maturation of SSU-rRNA from tricistronic rRNA transcript (SSU-rRNA, 5.8S rRNA, LSU-rRNA)
Cellular component (GO): small-subunit processome; nucleolus
Molecular function (GO): protein binding
Source: RefSeq, a predicted model, not a curated record
GGAUGUACCAUUAUUUUAGAUCGAUGCUCGACAUGUUCCCUUCAAGAUGAAAAUCAAGUCACUUUCGAGGCCUGCUGGCCCUCCAGGCGAUGGCCUGCGCCAGCCCAGAAAUCUCGACCCCGCCCAGCACCCUUUCGAACGUGCAAGAGAAUACACAAGAGCCCUAAAUGCUGUCAAGAUGGAACGUAUGUUUGCUGCCCCAUUUGUGGCUCAACUAGGUCAAGGUCAUGUCGACGGUGUCUAUACCCUUGCCCGGGAUCCCGGCUCUUUGGAAAGGUUAGCCAGUGGAAGUGGUGAUGGAGUUGUUAAAGUCUGGGAUCUGGGCAACCACGAUCAAGUAUGGCAGACAAAAGCGCAUGAAAACAUUGUCAAGGGUGUCUGUUGGACCCCAGACAGGAAGUUGCUGUCUUGUGCCGCAGACAAAACCGUCAAACUGUGGGAUCCAUAUGGACAAAGCACCGCUCCCACGAGCACAUACCUCGGACAGGGUGCAUUCACCUCAAUCACACACCACCGAAACCUGCCCUCUUUCGCCGCAUCCUCGAGUUCCAUCUCAAUCUACGACCUUUCUCGUCCAGCCUCUGGGCCGACCCAAGUCCUGCGGUGGCCAACAUCAACAGACACCAUCACCGCCGUCUCUUUCAACCAGACGGAAACUUCAAUCCUCGGAUCCACCGCUCUAGACCGAGCCGUUGUCUUGUAUGACCUUCGAACCUCAUCUCCCGUGUCAAAGACCGUCCUAAGACUUGCCUCCAAUGCCCUGUCUUGGAACCCAAUGGAAGCCUUUAACUUUGCGGUGGCUAACGAAGACCACAACAUAUAUAUCUUCGACAUGCGGAAGGUGGAUAGGGCUCUCAAUGUACUGAAAGACCACGUGGCGGCGGUCAUGGAUGUCGAGUUUAGUCCAACGGGAGAAGAGCUGGUCAGUGCAUCGUAUGAUCGUACGAUCCGGUUGUGGAACCGAGAUCGGGGCCAUUCGAGAGACAUAUAUCACACCAAACGAAUGCAAAGAGUGUUUGCAGCCACAUUUACUUCGGACAAUAACUAUGUUCUUUCGGGAUCAGACGAUGGCAAUAUCCGACUGUGGCGGGCAAAUGCUUCGGACCGCGCUGGAAUCAAAUCUGCUCGACAACGGCAGAAGCUCGAGUAUGACCAAGCUCUGGUCCGACGAUACGCACACAUGCCUGAGAUCAAACGCAUCAAACGACAUCGACGCACCCCCAAGACAGUAAAGAAAGCAGGGGAGAUCAAAGCCGAAGAAUUGAAAUCCAUCAAGCGCAAGGAAGAAAACGUGCGAAAACACAGUAAGAAAGGAACCAUGAAACGGCACAGUGAACGAGAAAAGAUGGUUCUUGCCACAGAAGCCUAAAAUCGUGGACAUGAUUGAUGAAUGUGAAUGUACAUGGGCAUGGGCAUGGGCAUGAGUGGUGUAUGGCGUGAAACUGGGUCAGGACGGCAUUGCUGGGGCUCCACGUAAAAUAAAGCGUCAGUGUAAUAGAGAUAAAUACCCCCGAUCUUUCAGUAAGACGCAGUACCUUGG